Penicillium daleae is the source of this 1317-nucleotide messenger RNA. Its product is annotated as Clr5 domain-containing protein. The transcript has 4 exons. Bases 1 to 1317 code for a protein of 438 amino acids. The record is from RefSeq and is a predicted model, not a curated record. NCBI's taxonomy places the organism in Eukaryota, Fungi, Ascomycota, Eurotiomycetes, Eurotiales, Aspergillaceae.
AUGCCACGCCCUCAAAUUGACCUGGAGCCUUACAGGGAGGAGAUUACUCUCUUAUAUUCUCAGAAUGCACGUAUUGCCAAUAUCCAGACCAUCAUACAAAGCCACGGCGUCAAUAUCUCACUCCACACGCUCAAAACUCGCCUUUCUUCCUGGGGCCUACGGCGCCAACUACCUAGCCAAAAUGAAGCUUUGCACGCUCGCCUUCUCACACUAAUUACCGAGGCAGGUUUAUCGGCUAGAGAAACACUCGAAGUGCUACAGAAAGAGGGAUUCCGGGUCUCUGAACCUACGCUUGAAAGGUUACGAAAACGGCUUGGAAUUCAGCUUCGUACAAACUGCCCGCUUCAGCGGCAGCAGCAACGGCUCGAAAUCGAGGUUCUCUUGACUGAGGAGCUUGGAAUUGGCGAUGUCGAAGGCUAUGGGCGUCGGAUUCUCUAUCACCACCUUCGCCGGCAUGGUUUUCUUUUCCCACAGCACCGAGUAUUCGAAGUCUACCGCUCUCUUCGCCCUGACUCACUCCUCCGCCGAUCAUACGAUCUCCAGCGCUCCCGCGGCGAGUAUUGGUGCCCUGGGCCGAAUUUCGUGUGGCAUGUGGAUGGUUAUAUGAAGCUAGCGCAGUUCGGGGUUGAGGUUUAUGCUGCCAUUGAUGGGUACUCUCGGUAUAUUCUCUGGAUAUACGUGGGAAUUAGUACUCGUACCGCAGUGUUCGAUCCAGAGGCUGCCCAUGGAGACUGUUUCUGGCUAGGGCGAAGCACAGAUAACCAGAGAAUAGAGGCUUGGUGGGCGCAGUUAUCUAAGUCGUGUACUUUUCUCUAUUACCAAUAUUUCCGGGAGCUCCGGGAACAAGGUCUCUUCUCCGGCUCUAUCCCUGAGCAGGUCGCCCUUCUUGCGGUUUAUAUGCCUACGCUCCGCCGGGUUAUUGGUGAGUACGCUAAGACCUGGAAUAUUCAUAAUAUCCGCAAGCAAAAGUCACGGCCGAACGCCCGCGCAGUUGAUCAGAUGCUGCUUCGCGAGCUCCAGGAGGACGUCCGGGACUGGGAUAAAGAUGAAUAUUUACCCCCUGAUGUCCUUGCUUGGUGCCACCAGCAGCUUCAGGAGAUUGGAGCCGAGCUUUAUGGGCCUGGAAAUGGCUUCAAUCCUGAUAAUCCUCCGUCUCGUGUUCCAGAGGAAGUUAGCCAGCCUUACCGGGUCGAAUAUCUCGAACUCCGCCGCCGUGCUCUUCUUUAUGACCAAUUAGAUGAACAUCCAGUGCUCUGUCUUACUACGAAACCCCUCGGUGCAUGGGAUUGGGAGCCUGGAGAGGCACAGGAAGGCUAG